UGGCUAACUAGGUCCAUGACGCCAAACGCAAGACGCCGGGCCUACCGCGGGAGCCUGAGGGAAGCCGUGCAUUCAGUUCUAAGGCGUCUGUGAGCCCGCGGAGUAUACGCCAUGAGCAAAGCUCACCCUCCCGAGUUGAAAAAAUUUAUGGACAAGAAGUUAUCAUUGAAAUUAAAUGGUGGCAGACAUGUCCAAGGAAUAUUGCGGGGAUUUGAUCCCUUUAUGAACCUUGUGAUAGAUGAAUGUGUGGAGAUGGCAACUAGUGGGCAACAGAACAAUAUUGGAAUGGUGGUAAUACGAGGAAAUAGUAUCAUCAUGUUAGAAGCCUUGGAACGAGUAUAAAUAAUGGCUGUUCAGCAGAGAAACCCAUGUCCUCUCUCCAUAGGGAAAUUAA
This is a messenger RNA of Cercocebus atys (sooty mangabey), 394 nucleotides long. RefSeq names its product small nuclear ribonucleoprotein polypeptide G (gene SNRPG). Gene Ontology annotation, cellular component: U2-type prespliceosome; U4 snRNP; precatalytic spliceosome. Gene Ontology annotation, biological process: spliceosomal snRNP assembly; mRNA splicing, via spliceosome. The record is from RefSeq and is a predicted model, not a curated record. NCBI's taxonomy places the organism in Eukaryota, Metazoa, Chordata, Mammalia, Primates, Cercopithecidae. The transcript has 4 exons. Gene Ontology annotation, molecular function: RNA binding. Bases 112 to 342 code for a protein of 76 amino acids.